UGGGUAGCAGGGCCUUGUGUCGGGUUGGGUCCUCAAGGACGCCUGGGCCGAUGACGAGCAGGGCUGUGACGAGGAGUAAAGCGGAGCACCGAUUCCUUGGGCGUCGUCCACUCUGCGGUGUGUGGUGCAGUCGGUAACGUGCCAUGUAAAGCCGUGGACCCAACCCCUGGCUCGGACCCGGUGAGGGGCUGCUGAAGAUUUGAAAUUGAGUAAAUCAUUGGUCAAAUAUUAAGGAGUCUAUAUUCUCUUGUAAGGCCCCAGAUGAAUACCAGGUUUCCUUCAAGUAGGAUGGUGCCUUUUUAUUUUCCUCCAUCAAAGUAUGCACUCUGGAACCCAAUACCAAUUGGAGAUGUCAUCUACUUACAUUUCAGUUACUACAGAAAUCCCAAGCUUUUUGUGACUGAAAAGACCCUUCGGCUUGCUUAUCGUCAUGCUAAGCAGAAUCAGAAAAUUUUGUCAUGCUUUUUGCUUGGUUCUCUUACAGUGGAUGAAGAUGAAGAAGGUGUGACACUGAGAGUAGAUCGCUUUGAUCCUGGUCGAGAAAUGCCUGAAUGUUUAGAAAAAAUCCCAAGUGCCUCUCUUCCUGGUGACUUUCUGAUUCCAUGUAAAAUUCAUACUCAAGGACUUGGUGCAAGAGAAAUGAUGGCUCACAGUGCAAAUGACUUGAGUUCAACUUUUAAGGCUUUGCAACAUCAUGUAAGUAGCAAAGACUCCUUGGACUGUAGUAAGCUGCUUUCCCUAAGAGCUCAAAUCACUUUCCGGGAGAAUUUGGACGAUGUGGAUUUCGAGUUUUGCUGGGCAGCAGUAACCUUCUCAAAUAACUUUAGAUGCACACCUGUGAGGCCCAUCCCUAUUAUUCCAACAGCUUUGGCAAGAAACUUGAGCAGUAAUUUGAAUAUUGCUCAAGUUCAAGGGACCUAUAAAUAUGGGUAUCUUACCAUGGAUGAAACUCGUAAAUUGUUACUUUUGCUGGAAUCUGAUCCCAAAGUUUAUUCUCUGCCAUUAGUAGGAAUUUGGCUAUCUGGAAUUAUACAUAUCUACAGUCCUCAAGUAUGGGCUUGCUGCUUGCGAUACAUGUUUAGUUCUUCUAUUCAAGAAAGAGUUUUUUCGGAAUCUGGAAAUUUUAUCAUAGUCCUCUACUCUCUGACACAUAAGGAACCCGAGUUUUAUGAAUGCCUCCCUUGUGACAGUGGUGUCUCUGACCUUCAGUUUCAGUUAUUAACCAACAAAGAUACAUUACAUCUUUUCAAAAAUGUUGAGCCUUCUGACAAAAACUCAAUCUAUUUUGAACUGAGUGCAGAAAGCCAAACUGCAGAAACAGAGUUAUUCAGCAAGGUUUCCGCGGAACUUUCAGCUACGAGAUUAUCCCAAAAAUCAUCUCCUGGGAAGGUGCCACUAAGGGAUCUUGACUCUGGUGUUGAAGAUGAAGAUUUUUCUCCAAGACCCAUUCCUAGUCCUCAUCCAGUGAGUCAGAAGAUGUCAAAGAUCCAGCCAUCAGUUCCUGAACUUUCGCUUGUGUUGGAUGGCAGUAUUACGGAAUCAAACCCUCUUCCUAAGCCCCUGGAAGUGGGGAAGGAUGACAGUUCUCCUCUGUUAAUGAACCACUCUGUGAACCCACUGCAACCCCACGUCUGUGAUGAGAAACAGAGCUUUGAACCUGGAGAAUCUCCCUUGAGACAGAUACCGGAUCAGUUAAGGCAGGGAACUGUUCCUUUGAGGCACUGCAAAGUAAGACAGACAUCUGCCUGUGCAAAAGGAAGCCCUUAUGUCAGGGACAGUGUCAAGCCAGCGUUUCCUAAUGGGCCAGUUUCUGAUACAUCUGAAAAACUUCCAGCAGUUUCUGCUGGACAUGUGCCUAAAGAAGAAUAUUCUGACAGACCUUCUACACUUAAUUCUAGACAGUCUUCUCUUGCUCCACAGCCUCACUUAAAUAAUUUUGUUUUACCUCAUAUUUUGGAAGGACCAGUGGAACUUCAGAUGCCUACUCUGUCAUCACCAUCUUACUAUUGUACAAAUGUUUGUGGAUGUUGUCGGCGUCAUGGCCAUAUUCAAUACAGUCCAAUAAAGUCUUGGCAAGGUACAAAUACAGUAGGAUCAUUUCAAGACCUGCCAUCUGAAGCUCUUCAGAAGCAUCCAUUAUUUCACCCAAGUGGAUGUCCUGCUGUGUGCCAUAACGCCUUGUAUUCUUCAAGUAGUCCAAUAGCCUUGAGACCUCAGGGAGGUAUGGGCAAUUGUUCUCCUUGCAAUAAUAGUGAACCAUCUCCUGUGGCAAAUCUGCCUUCACGCGUGGAUCCUUGUACUCCACAGCCGUGUGCAGUGUGUAUUCACACACCCAAGACUGAGUCUGAUAAUGGCAUGAUGGGUCUGACUCCAGAUGCGUAUCGGUUCCUCACAGAGCAAGACAGACAACUGAGACUACUUCAGGCCCAGAUUGAGCGUUUGUUGGCAGCACAGUCGCUGCAGGCCUGCUCCUGUAAGACAACCAGUGCUGAAGACACAGUGCAAGCAGCCAGACCAAAGGAGCUCGUGUCCAUGGAAGCACAACCUUCCCCUGGCUUACACACGAGAAAAAGUGUGAGCAUCGCUGUGAGCACAGGUGCCAGCUUGUUCUGGAAUGCCGUGGGUGACGACCAGGAGCCAGACCCUCAGCGGAAGCACGAUGAUACCAAGAUUUCCAGUGAGGACAUGAAUUUUUCUGUUGAUAUUAAUAAUGAAAUCACAAGUCCGCCGGGUAGUGCCUCGUCCCUAAAAGCCGUCGAUAUUCCCAGCUUUGAAGAGAGCAGCACUGCCGUGGAGGAAGAUUGUAACCAGCCACUUUCUGUAUCAAACUCCUGCCCGAGUAAAAGGAAGGAACCUGAGGUGCAGGCCGGCUUUCCUAAUGCCCCGCUUGCAGAUAGUGCGAACAUGUGCUUACAGACACGACCAACAGAGGGCGCCAACGACCCUGAAACAUCUCAGGAGAUGAAAACCGAGCAAGGAGCGCAACCCUUGCUACAGGGACACGGACUGUCAGAGAACCAAAAAAUUUAUGAGGAAUUAUUGGGUCAAGUGAACCAGCUAUUAAAUAACUCCUCCCAAGAAACUGAGCAGCCAUCUGCCAAUGCAGUAAUAAUUAGCCACGAAUGUACCAGAACUGAGAAUGUUUACCAAAAAAAGAAAAAAAUACAAGAUUCAGCACUGGUAGACAAAGAUUGUGUCCUUAAUGCAACUAUUAAGCAGCUAAGAAGCCUUGGAGUAAAAAUUGAUUCUCCCACUAAAGUGAAGAAAAAUGCACGUAAAGUGGAUCAUGCCAGUGUAUUGGCGUGCAUCAGCCCGGAAGCAGUGAUCUCUGGACUAAACUACAUGUCAUUUGCUAAUGUUGGUGUGAGUGGUUUAAGCCCCAACGGUGUGGACUUGAGCAUGGAGGCAAAUGCCAUAGCUCUGAAAUACUUAAAUGAAAAUCAGCUGUCACAACUAUCUCUUAAUCAGUCAAAUCAAAAUCACUGUGACUCGGUCAGCCCUCUGCAUUUUAAUGGGGACAGAAGUACAGUUGGGCUGAGUUUAAUUUCACCAAGCAACAUGUCAUUUGCAACCAAAAAAUACAUGAAGAGAUAUGGACUCAUACAAAGCAGUGACAAUAGUGAAGAUGAGGAGGAGCCUCCCACCAGCACAGACCAGAGUGAACCCGUGCUGAUUGAAAACCUUACAGCCAUGGCCGAACAGCUCAGUCAUCAGAAAGUGUCUUCUAGGAACACCUGUGAGGUAGUUAACUGCUACAGCUAUGAGUCUGUGGGCACCCACCCAGACACGCCAGUGUUGAGAAAUAUUACAAAUGAAGCUGUACCACCAAAAGCGAAACAGCAGUUGAAUGAAAACCCAGAUUUCUGCCUAACGAAGCUUAAACCAAGCCCUGCAGUGAACCUCCGGACUGGAAAAGCCGAGUUUACUCAACACCCUGAGAAGGAAAAUGAAAGGAAGGUUCUAGUUUUCCCAGAAAGUUUGCAGCCUUCUGAGACUUUAAACCAAAUGAAUAGCAUGAAUUCAGUAGGCACCUUCUUAGAUGUAAAGCGUCUCAGGCAGCUGCCAAAGCUGUUUUAAACCUUUAGCCUCCUGCCCUUGUGGGAAGCCAGAGCCUUUGGGUAGUUUUGAGAUUCGCGGUCAUUCUAGCACUCAGGCUCAUCCUUGGUGGCGGCCGUUUGCAAAGAGCUGGCCGGGUGACUUGGUCAUCCACGUGAGGUCAGUUACUGCAGACACCAUACUUCUGAAUCUGCACUCCUCUUCCUACUGGGUGCUUCAGGAAGUGAGUCCGUUGUCCUGGCGUGUCAGAUCUCUGCAUCUACCCAGUGUCACCUACUGAACAUGGAGGCCUCAUGACUCAGGUUAAAAUUAAAAAAUCAGCCCUUCUUGAGUUUAAGGGAAAUAGUUAUCUUUUUUAAAUAACAAAAUCUUUUGUACAGGGACAGCAUUUCCUCUUAAGAUGUAUCUGUAACAGCGUGGAAGUAAAAUUUGUGCCGUGUGAUGGGCUUACAUUAAUGUGACAUUCUCGAUGUACAGCACUAGUUGCCAUAGGAUGAUAAAUUGUUGGGUAUGUUUUAAAAGCUGAGCUAUUCAAAUGACUUAAUAUUUUGAUAGAACUUAAUAAUAAAAAGUCUUCCUUUGUUAUCUGCUGUGGUCCAUCCUUCCUUACUUUUUUUAAGCUCUCCAAAAUAAUACGAAGUGUUUGGCUGUACUCCAACUCAGGGCCCCCCACCAUGAUAAUGUUUGACAUAAACAUAGGACAUUAUCAAAGCCAUGAAGUUGUCAUUGAAG
Molecule: messenger RNA, 4788 nt
Organism: Ochotona curzoniae (black-lipped pika)
Lineage: Eukaryota; Metazoa; Chordata; Mammalia; Lagomorpha; Ochotonidae
Gene: STIL
Product: STIL centriolar assembly protein
Exons: 17
Coding region: 262-4077 (1271 amino acids)
Biological process (GO): smoothened signaling pathway; protein localization to centrosome; mitotic spindle organization
Cellular component (GO): centriole; centrosome
Source: RefSeq, a predicted model, not a curated record